AACCUCUAAGACCCCCUUCUGGGCGCGUGCAGAAGAGGAAGAAGAAGCCGUGUCCAACAGAAAGGGAAUUGCCAAUGGCUAGUCCAGCGGAUAUGGACGAUACAGAGGGAACAAAUGAAAAAGGGGAAGAUGAUGAUGAGGACGAUGAAGAUGGCGGUGAAAAAAGGAAAACAGAGUGGACUGCUGAAUCCUUACAGCGCCUCCUAGCGGAUGCUAUCACGUACAAGUCUUCUCUGAAGGACAUGAACGUUAUACUACGUUGUGGCGCGGACGUGAAUGGCAAAGUAAAGAAGGGACUCCGUCCCUUGCACUAUGCAGCUUUUGUGAACUAUGUAGAAUGUGUGGAACUUUUGAUAGAAAAGGGCGCAGUUGUCAACGUUACUGAUGACAUAGGGUACACACCUCUGCACCUCUGUGCCCGAAGAGGGUUUGUAGAUACGCUCAGAGUCCUCAUUGAUCACGGGGCCGUCCUCAACUUCUGUGACUCUGAUGAAGAAAGUGUGGUGGAGGACUCUUCCAAGAAUCUUGGUUACUUUACGCUCGAGCCACUCAACAUGGCUAUAGAAAGUGGUCACGUGGAAUGUGUGCGCCUGAUGCUCGAAAAAGGUGCGAAACCGAACAAAAAGUAUUUCAUGGGUUAUGAAGUGAACUUAGUUUCCUUAGACAACUUGGAAUGCCUCGAGCUUUUACUGAAAUACGGGGGUGAUCCGAAUGCUUUCAGUCGUAUUGGUUUAACUCCUCUCAUGAAAGCAUGUACGGAGGGUAAAUACGAAGCUACAGAAUUGCUCAUCAAGUAUGGGGCGGAUGUACACAUAGCUAGUCCGGCGCGAUUCGAUCACAAAACGCCGAUCUAUUAUGCCAUUCAAGGAGGGAACACAGCAAUAAUACAAUCUCUCCUAGAACACGGUGCUAGUCUUUUAAAAAUAGAAGAUUUCAAAUACGCCCCAUUACACAUGGCGGUAAUAUCUGACCGGAAGGAAGUGUGCGAACUGUUGUUGGAAUGGCGGGCGGAAAUUGACGUCAGAUCAGACGACAGGGGCACGCCUUUAAUGCUGUCUUGUGCAACCCCCGGUUUAAAGGAACGAAAGUCCAUCAUUGAGAUACUGCUAAAACAUGGAGCAAACGUCAAUGCCCACUCUCCGUAUGUUAGUUACACGGACCCUUGUUUAUCUCCCCUUUCAGAAUACAUAAAGAACAACAGAUAUGAUAUAAAUUUUGACGUCAUUCAUUUGUUGAUUCGAUAUGGCGCGAAAGUAACGUUUCAGGCUGAUAUGACAGUGUUCAGACUCAAAGACCCGUUCGGGAUUCUUAAUUACAUCAUGAACGUUGAGGCCGAGAAAGACAUUUUUAUGUUUUUGAUUGAAGCCGCAUCUGCGUAUGAUCUGUCUGACAUAAGAAGCGCAGAUCUUCUACUGGCCUCUGACAAAAGACUGCUGAAGAAAUUGGCCGCGAAACCUAGGGACUUAAAACAUUUGGUUCGUUUGGUCAUAAGAGAUCACUUUCCAGAUCAUUUACCGGAAAAGGUUCAGGAGUUACCCAUACCAAACCUUAUUAAAUCUUACUUGCUAUUUGACGUCUAGGUUACCGAGUCUUUACGUUCAUCCGCUUACAGUCAAUGGGAUCGUCUGCCAAAGAAUAAGUCUAAUCUGAUUGUUGACAUCUUUGGAAGGUAAACAACGCGGUUACCGAGGUCUUUUGCGCAUUUCCGCUUCUUCCGGUUGACUGUACGAGAUCAGGGACUGACUUGUUCUCAAACUACACUUAAUAUCUCUUAGAGCACAAUUCUGCUUAUUUUUCCUACUAAAAUAAAAAUG
Messenger RNA from Mizuhopecten yessoensis (Yesso scallop), 1814 nucleotides. Its product is annotated as ankyrin-1-like. Bases 75 to 1580 code for a protein of 501 amino acids. Gene Ontology annotation, molecular function: protein binding. Gene Ontology annotation, biological process: intracellular signal transduction. The transcript has 2 exons. The record is from RefSeq and is a predicted model, not a curated record. NCBI's taxonomy places the organism in Eukaryota, Metazoa, Mollusca, Bivalvia, Pectinida, Pectinidae.